This is a messenger RNA of Hippocampus zosterae (dwarf seahorse), 3545 nucleotides long. It is a transcript of the gene dvl2, whose product is annotated as dishevelled segment polarity protein 2. Gene Ontology annotation, cellular component: cytosol. Bases 354 to 2660 code for a protein of 768 amino acids. NCBI's taxonomy places the organism in Eukaryota, Metazoa, Chordata, Actinopteri, Syngnathiformes, Syngnathidae. The transcript is spliced from 15 exons. Gene Ontology annotation, molecular function: frizzled binding. Gene Ontology annotation, biological process: canonical Wnt signaling pathway; intracellular signal transduction. The record is from RefSeq and is a predicted model, not a curated record.
GUGAACCCCCAGCCCCCACCCCCACCCCAUUCCCUUCCCUUCCCUUCCCCGUGUGUUUUUGUUGGGGGCCAAAAUUGCUCCGUAGUCGCUUCGCGUAAAUGUGCCAAUUCGUCCGCCGCUGUCGGUAAAAUGUGAGUGUAGACUUUCGUUGGCGGCGAAACGGCGACGAGGGUGGCGGUCGAGUGAAAGAAACAAACUAAAAGAAAGAAAGAAAGAAAAAGAAAUCCGAGCGGCCGCCAUCGUUUCACCUCUGCCGUCUGGUUAGCCAGCUAGCUUGCGAAAGACUAGCCGCCGCAACUCUUGCGGGCGACUUGGGCACAAGGAGCACAAAAGCGAGCGAAGCGGCCUCGGACAUGGCGGAAACCAAAAUCAUUUAUCACAUCGACGAAGAGGAGACGCCGUAUUUGGUCAAGAUUCCCAUCGGCGCCGAAAGUAUCACCCUGCUGGAUUUUAAGCAAGUCUUGAACAAGCCCAACUACAAGUUCUUCUUCAAAUCUAUGGACCAGGACUUCGGGGUGGUGAAGGAAGAGAUUUCAGACGAUGGCGCCAAGUUGCCGUGUUUUAACGGACGUGUGGUAUCCUGGCUGGUGUCUUCGGACGCUCCGGCGGCAGAGCCAACGGCUCCGGCGGCUCUUCCCGCCGCGGAGGCUUCCAGCCAGCCGUCGCCCCCUCCGCCGCCGCUGCCGCCCCCGCCGGCCGAGAGAACCGGGGGCAUCGGGGACUCCAGACCGCCAUCCUUUCAUCCCAACGCCACGGGCAGCGUGGAGACUCUGGACGAGCAGACGGAAACGGAGUCCGUGGUUUCCUUCAGGAGAGAGAGACCUCGGCACAGGGAGGGCGCCGAGCAACACGGAUCUCGCGUGAACGGCCAAAGUCGCCUGGAGCGCCACUUGGCCGGCUACGAGAGCUCCAGCACCAUGAUGAGCAGCGAGCUGGAAACCACCAGCUUCUGCGAUUCCGAGGACGACGACACCAUGAGCAGGUUCAGCAGCGCGACCGAACAGAGCACAGCCUCCAGACUCUUGAAACGGCACCGACGACGCAGGAAACAGCGCCCCCCUCGGUUGGAGAGGGCUUCCUCCUUCAGCAGUGUGACGGAUUCCACAAUGUCCUUGAACAUCAUCACUGUCACCCUGAACAUGGAGAAGUACAACUUCCUGGGCAUCAGCAUUGUGGGCCAAAGCAACGAAAGGGGCGACGGCGGCAUCUACAUUGGCUCCAUCAUGAAGGGGGGGGCGGUGGCGGCGGACGGACGCAUCGAACCCGGUGACAUGCUGCUGCAGGUCAACGACAUCAAUUUCGAGAACAUGAGCAACGACGACGCGGUUCGCGUGCUGAGGGAGAUCGUGCACAAGCCGGGGCCCAUCAUCCUGACAGUGGCCAAGUGCUGGGACCCGUCUCCGCAAGGCUACUUCACGCUGCCGCGGAAUGAACCCAUCCGGCCCAUCGACCCGGCGGCUUGGGUCAGCCACUCGGUAGCCAUGACCGGCGCCUACCCGGCCUUCCCGGGCAGCUCCUCCCUCAGCACCAUCACCUCCUCCUCCUCAGUCACCGAGACCGAACGGUUUGAUGACUUCAAUCUGUCCCUGCACUCCGACAUGGCGUCCGUCGCCAAGGCCAUGGCCUCGCCGGAGUCGGGCCUGGAAGUCCGGGAUCGCAUGUGGCUCAAAAUCACCAUCCCCAACGCCUUCCUCGGCUCGGAUGUGGUGGAGUGGCUGUUUCACCACAUCGAGGGAUUCCAGGACCGGCGCGAAGCCAGGAAGUACGCCAGCAACCUGCUGAAGGCCGGCUUCAUCCGUCACACGGUCAACAAGAUCACCUUCUCGGAACAAUGCUAUUAUGUCUUCGGGGACUUAAGCGACUGCGACAACUACAUGGCCAACCUGUCCCUGAAUGACAACGACGGCUCCAGCGGGGCCUCGGACCAGGACACCUUGGCCCCGCUGCCCCUCCCCGGAGCGUCCCCGUGGCCCGUGAUGCACACGUUCCCUUACCAGCCCUACGCCGGCCAUCCCUACUCCAGCCAGCCGCCGCCGUACCACGAGCUCACCAGCUACAGCUACACUCCGGGAAGCGCCGGCAGUCAGCACAGCGAAGGGAGCCGGAGCAGCGGGUCGACGCGGAGCGAAGGCGAGCGCCGCGGCCGCGGCGGCAGCAAAGGGCCCGGCAGCGCGGCGGCCGGCGAGGAGAAGUCUCUCUGCGGAGGAGACGGCGGCGGGGGCGAGUCGCGCUCCGGCAGUGGCAGCGAAUCAGAAUACUCCACCCGCAGCAGUCUGAGGCGGGGCCACGGCUCGGCCGCUCCCAGCGAGCACAGCCACGCUUCCUCCCAGCGCUCGCAUCAUCACCGCAUGCCCCAGCCCCCCCACAUGUCCCCCUACCCUCCGGGCAUCAUGCCGUACAACCCCAUGAUGGUGAUGAUGGUCCCGCAGCACCCGCACCCGGCCAUGGCGAGCGCCCACGCCCUCCCGCACGCGCCGCCGCUGACGGCGGCGGCCGUGCACCCGGCGCUUCCGCCGCCCCUCUCUUCGAGUUCGGCCGGACCCCCCGGCGCGCCGCCCACCCGCGACUUGGGUUCCGUGCCCCCCGAGCUGACUGCGUCCCGCCAGUCCUUCCACCUGGCCAUGGGCAACCCCAGCGAGUUCUUCGUGGACGUCAUGUAGGCGUCGCGGCCAGGCGGCGUCCGGCCCCGCUCAUCCGGCGGCGGGCGGGCGCUCGUUUGUGCUUCUCGCCGGGGCCGAUGGGAUGGAAGGCACUUGUUCCAUAAUUUGGUGAGAACAGGGUUCAAUAUUGACAAAGCAGCGUGGAUUCCGACGCUCGAUGUGGAUUUCCUUUCGCAAAGUCCCACUUUAGUUGCGCACCAAAUCUCGUGUUGGAUAUGAGCAGUCGGAGUCAUUUUGGGCUUUUGCGCGCCUUCUCUGGGUCAUCGCCCGUUGUGACAGAUUUUCCAUCGGGAUGCCGCGGCUAUCCACACUGUAUGAAAAAGACAUAAUGUGCCGGGCGACGGAUUAGAUCCUGGCGGGACGCCGUUUAUCACGCCCGAGGUACCCGCGCACUCCGGGGACACCCCUUGUACGCCGUUGUUUGACAAUGAGCGUGUUUGCGUGCGUGUUUUCCUACGAUUCAACAGCACGCUGCACCAACCUCUAAUGUGAAAGACAAAAAAGGUCCAACAAUGGUCGCCAACUAUUGCCCGGUGACGACUGCGUCACUUCACUCUUUGUCAAGUGGACUGUGCAGUGGCUGCUUUGUGGGUAAAAAGAGACCACGCCGAAAAACCGGUACGUCAAACACACACUAAUUGUAGAUGCUAACUGUGAUCCGCAAGCCUCAUAACACUUGUUUUGUGUUACAGUACUGACUCGUAUUAUAUUCACAUUUCACUUUUUAGUUGGUUUUCUUUUUUACGAGUGACUAUAGGAAUCUUGUAUAACCCAAAUAUCAAGGUGCGAAAUGAAUUGUCAUCGUUGUAAGCUGCGAGAUUGCGUUUCUCUUUGAUUUCAUUCUGAUACCUUUUGUGUUAAAAGAAUAAAACUUCAUUCUGAUGA